Messenger RNA from Osmia lignaria (orchard mason bee), 516 nucleotides. The record is from RefSeq and is a predicted model, not a curated record. Lineage: Eukaryota; Metazoa; Arthropoda; Insecta; Hymenoptera; Megachilidae.
AUGUACAAUACAAUACAGGUGCAGACUUUUCACCGGACCUAUAAGCCUACCCGAAAGAGAAAUGUGAUUGGUCUGCUUUCCUGGCCCUACCUACUUACAUCUAAAUCACACACACCAGAAACGCGUGUUAAGCAAACGAAGCUUCGAAGACGAAUGACGCAAUGCGCCACAAAUCGACGCACUCGCUCACGCAGCGACGUGUCUGAUUGGUCGAAAUCAGAGGAUGCCAACAUGGACGACCAAUCACAGCCGUUGAUAGAAGUUUCAAAGUGCUUCGAAACUUUAACACUAAUCGUAAGGGAAAGACACGUGCAGAACGAACGAAGCUUCGAAGAGAAAUGCUGCACUGCGCCACAAGUCGACGCACUCAUCCACACAGCGACGUAUCUGAUUGGUCGAAAUGAGAGGAUGCCAACAUGGACGACCAAUCACAGCCAUUGGUAGAAGUUUCGAAUUGCUUCGUAUAUAAUGUUAAUCGUAACGGAAACGUACAUAUAAUAAAUAUCAAAGAAAAAA